AUGAGCCGUCCACGGAGAGACAAUGUCUCUGCCAUUUUUGUCCAUGCAGGAGCUGGGUUUCAUAGUCCGCACAACGAAAAAUUGCAUCUAGAAACGUGUGAGAACGCGGCGAAGGUGGCAAUUCAUAUGCUCAAAAAUGGUGGAUCAGCUGUGGAUGCCGUGGAAAUCGCCAUUAUGCUCCUGGAAGAUUCCGAAAUUACAAAUGCAGGUUACGGCAGCAACCUAACCAUCGAUGGCGCUGUUGAAUGCGACGCUACUAUCGUGAACCAUCUGGGCCGAAGUGGUGCGGCUGGCGCUGUUUCUCAAGUCAAGAAUCCAAUCUCAUUGGCUCGGGUCGUCCUUGAGGCAUCAACAAGGCCGUUAACUUUGCAAAGAGUGCCUCCCAACUUCCUUGUGGGACAGGGCGCGACAAGCUUUGCGUAUGAACAAGGCCUAGUUGUGAUGCCCCAUGACGGUUUGAUAUCCGAAGAAGCAAAGGGGCGUUGGCUGCGCUGGCAACAGGACUUGGAAGCGGCCGAAUUGAAAGAGGCGCAACAGUUCCCAGCUAGAUAUGAGCGUCAUAAGGCGUUCAUCCGUCGACCAGUGAGUGUCAAUCCGACACACUUACUUUCUUCACCAAGCAACAUACGGCCUGCCUCGUCGCUUAGCUCCAGCCUAGGUGAUACACGCCUUAGGGAUUCCGGUAACUCUUCACCAGUCGGUUCUAGCAAUACUCUCAUGCUACCACCACGAGCAAGAGACACUGGCUAUAUGGACGGUAUCAUGUCUCAGACUCGAAAAUCCAACCCCGCUCCAGGCAGUGCGUCAUUGGAAGCAUCUCGUUUUCUUGGACCCAAUAUGGACGUCGAGGCGACGCCCCCUUCUGUUGCCAUGGAUAUCCACUACGCAAAUAUGGAUCAAAUUAGCGAUACUGUUGGUGCUAUAGCAGUCGAUUCACAUGGUAAUAUCGCGGCAGGAUCAUCCUCCGGUGGCAUUGGGAUGAAACAUAGUGGCCGGAUUGGCCCUGCAGCGCUCGUGGGCAUCGGCACUGCUGUUAUCCCAGUAGACCCCAACGAUCCUGACCAAACAUGCGUUGCUACGGUCACUUCGGGAACCGGCGAACACAUUGCCACAAGUAUGGCUGCUGGCACCUGUGCCUCACGCAUUUAUUACAACCAACGGAAGUGCGAAGAUGGUUCAUUUGAGGAAGUCACGGAGGAUGAAGCGCUCAGGGGAAUGAUAGCGUCCGAAUUCAUGGGCCACCCAGGAGUCAAAGACAGCCACUGUCGGGGUGCCAUUGGAAUAAUGGCGGUCAAGAGAACAGUCGACGGAGUGUACCUAUGUUUUGGCCAUAACACAGACUCUUUCGCACUUGCUUCAAUGAGCAGCGAGGACAAGAAGCCGGUGUCUGUAAUGUCACGCAGCAAUGGAAAUGGGAGUAUCGCACAAGGUGGCCGCGCCUACCGAUCCCAGAGGUAG
Molecule: messenger RNA, 1458 nt
Organism: Aspergillus pseudotamarii
Lineage: Eukaryota; Fungi; Ascomycota; Eurotiomycetes; Eurotiales; Aspergillaceae
Product: threonine aspartase 1
Exons: 5
Coding region: 1-1458 (485 amino acids)
Biological process (GO): protein maturation
Molecular function (GO): threonine-type endopeptidase activity
Source: RefSeq, a predicted model, not a curated record